AUGACUAUAUCAUUUUCAUUAUUCUUAUUGUUAUCAUUUAUAACAUUGAAUGUUUAUUGUUCGACAACAAGUUUGAUACCUAAUAACUUUCAAGUGAUCGGACCGUUUCCGAUUGGAGAGAGAGAAGAAGGAGUUGAUACACUUGAAUACUAUGGAGGUAUAUUUGAUAUACCUAUUGGUGACAAUACCAUGUAUCCAUGUGAGUUGGGUGUAAAUGGGGUGGUUGGUUGGCAAUCGUAUAAUGCUAUCACGACGGCUAGCUCGACAUCUCUGACACUCAACUUUUCAUCAACAAUCAAUUGGGAUUCAUUCACUACUCCACUAAGCUGGAGUGUUUACAUGUGGUAUGCAUACGCUGUUGGAGAGUUUACUGUCCCCUCUUCAUCCUCCUCAUCAUCUUCAUCAUCAUCAAACUUGUAUUUAUUUGAUUGUACAGGUUUGAUAAGGUACUAUAUCAGAUCAACAACAAAUAAUACAUAUACCGAGUUGAUUGGUGAUUUCUUCAACUAUGGAGUUGGACAGCAGUUGAUUGAGCUAGAGCCAGACACUUACCAACUCAUCCUUCGCGUUCAAAGCUCGGUUAGACAGAACCUUUCACCACAACAAUCAUUCACAUGUACUAUUACACAACAACAACAAACUAGUAGUCAACUUAUUAUUGUUGAAAAGGAGAAUAUGGUGCCUUCAAUAUUGGAUGGAAAGUUGGGAGGAUACUAUGGUUCAAUCACAUUGAUGAAUGUUGGUGUAGAGACUAUAGACGAGAUUACAUUACAAACAGGUGAUAACUCUGUGGAAGGUGUAUCGGUCGAGUUGGUAACUCCAUCGUCGAUAGCGUACACGUCAAAGACUGGUGUAUACAUACUGCCAGGUCAAAAAUAUGGUAUUACAUUCACAAUCAAUCAAACGAGUGAUGUACAGUGUCCGGCAUCACUCAAUAUCACUGUCAAUGGAGAGGUGAGCACAUUGAUAUCAUUUAAUUGUACGACUUGGGGCAACCCUUGGUCAUUUACAUUUAUCGAUUUCGAUGAGACUGUUCAGUAUGCUGUUGCCUAUCCUCCAAGUGGUAGUGAGAGAGGUUGUUUUGGUGGACAAGAGUCGUGUGUUGCAAUGUUGGCUACUCACGGUGCAGGUGUGUCGGUGAUUGACACGCCGGGAUGGUAUACUGCCUAUCCUGCACUAGCCAACACAUGGAUUAUAUUCCCGUCGGGUAGACGUCCGUGGGGAUAUGAUUGGCAGACUGCCAGUCGAGUAGAUGCAUUUCAAUCACUCUACCAAUUUGCAAAGCAUAUGCCUGGAGUACCACCAUCACUUGUAGAGUCGCUCUCAAUUGACGUCUCACGCAUUCUAUUCACCGGACAUAGUAUGGGAGCGUACGGGUGCUGGACAAUGCUCGGUCACUAUGGAGACAUGGCGUUGGGCGGUGCAUGCGGAGCUGGGUUUGCCAAGCUGCAAGACUAUGUCUAUUACAACACACGUCCGUCCUUUUCACACCUUGACCCGUCGCUUAGAGGGUUGCUCAUGUCGUCUAUCGCCGAUGCCGACGCUGAUAUUCACGCGAGUAAUAUGGUUGGUAUUCCUAUUAUCGCGCGGUAUGGUGGUGCCGACACGAUCGUCUCCCCAUGGCACUCGAGACGUAUGGCGAGAAUGGUCAAUGAGCUGAGCGGCAACCUGUCGGCAGUGCAAAUCAGCGAGGUGCCAGGCAUGUCGCACUGGUUCACAGGCAUGUUUGACGCGCCUGUCAUGGACGACUUUUACAUCGCUUCAACCACCUCUCCAACAUUCCCCGACAUUCCACAAACCAUCACUAUCACAGUCAUGAACCCCGGUAUCUCUGGGUCACGUGCCAAUAUCCAAAUACUCCAAAAACACAAUACCGAGAGAGUUGCUAGAAUCAAGCUUGUCCAGUCUCGUUCAAAUACAAACGGCGGUUCAUUGACAUGGACAUUGACCACUCAAAAUGUGAAACGAUUUGGAUUGGUACAAACACCGGUCAGACCCACACAAAAAAUGCCAAGUCAGCUAAUGAUCGACGGUAACAUUAUACAAACACCAGAGUAUUUGCCAGAAGUGCACUAUCACAACACUGGAAAGAAUUCUGGACUCCAACAACAGUGGUCAAUUGAAUCAGGUAGUGAUUGGACACUGACAGAGCGAUCAGCAUCCACCUACGGCCCAAUCAAACAAAUUCUACAAGAGAAACCAUUUGUCAUUGUCUAUGGAACACUCAACGACCAACAAUCGAGUGACAUGCUAUCAGUAUCCAUUUGGAUGGCCAAUUACUACAAUAUCUACGGUAGAGGAUCACCAAUCAUUAUAUCAGACGCUGAAUAUCAACAUCAAAGUUGUAAUAUCAGCAACGCUAAUGAUUCAUCAUUCAACUAUAACUUGAUAUUGGUUGGAACACCGAGUCAAAAUGCAGUCACACAAAAAUUAGAGCCCCAGCUAACCGUCUCGUUUGGUAGUAGUACCAACACAUUCACAAUUGGUGAUGACACGUUUGACGGGUCACAACCAGGUACUGGAAUAACAUUCCUAUCACCAAACGAAUGUGGUAAUGGAUUAAUAUUAGUAGUUGCAGGCACAAUUGAUAGCCAAGGCCUGUACAACGCCAUCCACUCACUACCAAUGAGAUCGGGUGAGACUGUUCCAGACUACCUCGUCGUAAGCAACCAAUGGAACCAAAAUGGGUUAGGAUCAACCAUUACAACAGGGUUUUUCAAUAGUCAUUGGAAUGUUAGUAGUAGUUCUUCAUAUGUUGCUUUAUAA
Cavenderia fasciculata is the source of this 2766-nucleotide messenger RNA. RefSeq lists its product as uncharacterized. NCBI's taxonomy places the organism in Eukaryota, Evosea, Eumycetozoa, Acytosteliales, Cavenderiaceae. The transcript has 2 exons. The record is from RefSeq and is a predicted model, not a curated record. Bases 1 to 2766 code for a protein of 921 amino acids.